AUGAGCAUCGAUACACAACCUCAGGUUGUCCCACCGGCUCCAACUUCAACUUCAACCUCAUCCACUGCUCCUAUCCCCAAAUCAGGAGAUACCUCUAAAGAGAAAGAUCCAGACUCAGAGACACGAGUUAUAUCACCCACCCCAACCACAGAUCAAGACAAAGAAAAGGCAACAGAAGACCCGAAACCAUCAGCUUACAAUCCAACAACCCUUCUAACAACUCUCCUCUCCCCAUUCACCUUCUCAUCAACACCCUCAUCCUCAUCCUCACUCUCACCUGCACCUCCACCCCCAGAACCAUACUACACCCCAGCAGAAACCCCCCUUUUCAAAACCCUCCAAAGGCGCCGCCUCACGCGCACACGCGAGAAACAACUCCUCCGCGCUGCAGAGCGUGACUAUAAUGAUCCGCCUCCGCCGCCUGGGCUUGGUGAUUGUUGUGGGAGUUCUUGUGAUCCUUGUGUGAGGGAUUUGUGGGGGGAGGAGAUUGGGGUUUGGAGGGGGAGGUGGGGGGAUCGGGGUGUUGAAAGUGCUGAGAAUGAGAAAGGGGAAGACAAGUUGAAGGGUGCAGGCUAUAAGAAUGGAAAUAGGGAAGGAAAUGAUGUGAAGGUUAAAGUGAAUGGAAACGGGAAUAAAGGGAGGAAGGAUUUGGAGUGGUGA
This is a messenger RNA of Penicillium canescens, 660 nucleotides long. RefSeq lists its product as uncharacterized. The coding region runs from base 1 to 660 and encodes 219 amino acids. The record is from RefSeq and is a predicted model, not a curated record. NCBI's taxonomy places the organism in Eukaryota, Fungi, Ascomycota, Eurotiomycetes, Eurotiales, Aspergillaceae. The transcript has a single exon.